GAAGAGAAGUGGAGGCAGCAUUCUUCCUAUUUAAAGCUGCAUCCCCUGAAAGGAGCGCUUGCAGACUGCUCUGGAGCUGGUGCUGAAAAAAAGGAGCUCGCAGACUUUGUCCUGGAACUGAUGCUGAGAGGCAGAAAGACUCCACAGCUGGCUUCAUGGUGCUAAAAUAACCUUCCGUUUCUGCGCCUUCUUUUUCCUUCUCCGCUGCCCGGGAGGAUAGAUGCCUGAUAGCCAGGCGUGAUGGCAAUCUGGGUGCAAACGAGAACUUUUUUCAUCCUUGCAGCUUUAUUAGGGCGAUUUGCAACCACAAAAGCACAAGGCGAGGAAGAAUAUGACGGUGGAGAAGAUGUUGAAGAAAUAGCCUGCACUCAGAAUGGCCAGAUGUACCUGAACAGGGAUAUUUGGAAGCCCUCACCGUGCCAAAUCUGUGUCUGUGACAAUGGAGCUAUUCUUUGUGAUGAAAUCCAGUGUCAAGAUAUGCUGGAGUGUGAGAACCCACAAGUGCCCCCAGGAGAGUGCUGUCCUGUGUGUCCUCAUACAACACGUGACUUGGAACCCACCAUUGGUAGAGGAAGAAAGGUAAGAAUUCCUUCAUUUUAUUUAAUACUAUAUUAUUUUUAGUAUAUUGC
Dryobates pubescens (Downy woodpecker) is the source of this 629-nucleotide messenger RNA. RefSeq names its product collagen alpha-2(V) chain-like. The coding region runs from base 241 to 621 and encodes 126 amino acids. The record is from RefSeq and is a predicted model, not a curated record. The transcript is spliced from 3 exons. Gene Ontology annotation, molecular function: protein binding. NCBI's taxonomy places the organism in Eukaryota, Metazoa, Chordata, Aves, Piciformes, Picidae.